AUCCAAACAAAGAAUCCAAACCUGAAACAUUUUUUUUAAACACCAUUGUCAUUGUGAUGUGAUUAUUGCUGUUUGUUGUGAAAUGUUUUUGUACAUGAAAAAGAAGCGAAAAAUUACGAUAAAUCCCAUUUCAUGAAUUACGUAACCUAUAUUAGGCAACGUUUUAACGUUCUUAAUAAAUAAAAGUACAACUUUGUAAGAAAAAGAAGUUAUUUCACCACAUAUUCAUUAUUGUAUCAUAACCUUGUUCCACUGAUUAUUAUUUCACAUUUACGACAUCUAUAUAAGCUUCAGGAUGUCCGACGACGAAGUAAUACGCUUUGAAAUAACAGACCAUGAUUUGGACAAUGAAUUUAAUCCACACAGGACACACAGAAAGAAUAAGAAAGAGUAUGCAAUAUAUGGUGUAUGGGCUAAAGACAGUGAUGAUGAUGAGAAUGAGGACAAUGUCCGUCAGAGAGUACGGAAGCCCAAAGACUACUCCGCUCCCAUUGGCUUCGUGGCCGGAGGAGUCCAACAGGCCGGCAAGAAGAAAGAAGAGGAAAAGAAAGAACUCCAACCAAAAUCCGAAGCAUCCACUUCCCGUUCGAUCAUAGUAGACAGUUCAGAAGAAGAUGAGGAACCAAGUCAACCAACUGAGGCAGAGACUGCAGGGCUCCGGAGGAAGGGGCAGAGCAUGAGGCCUGUCUCUUUGGGAGGCAAUGUUGGCACUUGGGAGAAACAUACUAAGGGCAUUGGUGCUAAAUUGCUGCUUCAGAUGGGCUACCAACCAGGCAAGGGUCUGGGCAAGGAUCUGCAGGGCAUAUCGGCACCAGUUGAGGCUACUGUCCGCAAGGGCAGAGGUGCCAUCGGCGCGUACGGCCCCGAGAAAGCUGCUCUAAAAGCGAAGAAGGAAGAAGAGCGCAGAUUAAAGGAAAAAGAAGAACAAGAGAAAGAGAAGGGAACAGAGAAGUCCUACAACUGGAAGAAGAGUCACAAGGGGCGAUACUUCUACCGCGACGCCGCUGACGUCAUCCAGGAGGGUAAACCCACCACGCAUACACUUGCAAGUAGCGAGCUAUCCCGGGUCCCAGUGAUAGACAUGACGGGCAAGCAGAAGCGAGUGCUGAGCGGCUACCACGCGCUGGCGGCCGCGGCGCCGCGCUUCGAGCACGAGCCACGCCGGGACUGCCGGCACUUCGCGGCCCCGCAGUUGGCCGCCAACCUCGACACGAUGGUCGAGUGCUGUGAGCAGGAAAUAAUCCAGAACGCCAGGGAGCUUCAGAGAGCAGAAGACGAGAUCGUAGUUCUAGAACGGGACCUAGAAGAAUGCAACAAGAAGUUAGAAGAACACUCGUUAGUUACUAGCAAAGUGCAGAGUAUUCUCAGUCGGGUGGAGGAGUUGAAUAGAGAAGACUUAUCGCUGGAGACUGCUUAUGAAGUGCUCUCGGAUCUUAAGGAGACUUACCCCUUAGAGUAUUCAAUGUUCGGGCUGGGCAGCAUAGCGGGCAAUAUAAUAAAUCCUCUUAUAAGCGCGCUGUUAGCUGCGUGGGACCCGCUCCAAUCCGCGUCCGAGCCUGUCCCUAUGUUCUGCAAGUGGAAAGAACUGCUCUCAGAGGAGGCCUACAACACGCUACUCUGGCAACACUACGUGCCGAGCGUCACUAGCGCCGCCGAAAAUUGGAACCCCCGCAACCCGGAGCCGAUGCUGCAGGUGUUCUCGUCGUGGGCGGAGGCGUGCCCGCGCUGGCUGGCCCGCAGCGCGGCGGCGCGCGGCGUGGCGCCGCGGCUGCUGGCCGCCGUGCGCGGCUGGGACCCCACGGGGGACACGCAGCCGCUGCACCACUGGGUGCUGCCCUGGCACACCCUCGCGGGUGAAGCCUUAGCCAGCACAGUGUACCCGCUGAUCCGCUCGCGGCUGGCGGCGGCCCUGACGGCGUGGCACCCGGCGGACGGGUCGGCGCGGCCGCUGCUGGCCGCGUGGCGCGAGCCCUGGGGCUCCGCCCUCACCGCCAUGCUGCACCAACACAUCGUGCCCAAGCUGGAGCAUUGUCUGCAGAACGCACCGCUCGAGUUAGUUGGCAGGGAGAAUACGGCGUGGCUGUGGUGCGUGGACUGGCUGGAGCUGCUGGGCGCGCCCACGGUGGCGGCGCUGGCGGGCCGCGCGCUGCUGCCGCGCUGGCUGGCCGCGCUGGCCGCCUGGCUCAACACCUGCCCGCCGCACGCCACCGUGCUGCACUCCUACACUAGCUUCAAGAAAAUGUUCCCGGAGGAAGUCUUAAAAGAGGCUGCAGUGCGCGACGCGUUCAGAAAGGCGUUAGACAUGAUGAACAGAAGCACGGACAUGGAAUGUGUGGAGCCGCCGCCCCCGCCGCGCUUCACCGCACCAGAGCCAAAAGAAUCCACCAAAAUAUCCGAAAUACUCGCCACUACGACCCAGCACAAAUCCUUCUCUGAGCUUCUAGAAUCAAAGUGUGUAGAGAAAGGUAUAACUUUUGUGCCUAUUCCUGGUAAGUCGCGCGAAGGUCGUCCGCUUUAUAAAAUAGGUACAAUGCAGUGUUACGUCAUCAGAAAUGUCAUCAUGUAUUCUGACGAUGGCGGACGCACCUUCUUGCCUGUUGGGCUCGAUAAGCUCCUGAAGAUGGUCGAAGAUUAGAAAAAAUAAAACAAAAUAAAUUAUUCGAAAAUAUUA
Messenger RNA from Pectinophora gossypiella (pink bollworm), 2671 nucleotides. It is a transcript of the gene sip1, whose product is annotated as septin-interacting protein 1. The transcript is spliced from 12 exons. Bases 296 to 2635 code for a protein of 779 amino acids. The record is from RefSeq and is a predicted model, not a curated record. Gene Ontology annotation, cellular component: U2-type post-mRNA release spliceosomal complex. Gene Ontology annotation, molecular function: nucleic acid binding. Gene Ontology annotation, biological process: spliceosomal complex disassembly. NCBI's taxonomy places the organism in Eukaryota, Metazoa, Arthropoda, Insecta, Lepidoptera, Gelechiidae.